AUGGGGACCUGGAUUUUGUUUGCCUGCCUCCUGGGAGCAGCCUUCUCUAUGCCCCUACCACCUCAUCCUGGGCACCCUGGUUAUAUCAACUUCAGCUAUGAGGUGCUUACCCCUCUGAAGUGGUAGCAGAACAUAAUAAGACACCCGUACCCGUCCUACGGUUACGAACCCAUGGGUGGCCGGCUGCCCCAGCGAAUCAUUCCCGUGGUACCCCAGCAGGCUGCCCUGCCGCCUCAUCACCACUUGCCCAUGGUGCCAGCCCAGCAGCCCGCGGUCCCCCGGCAAACCAUGGCGCCAGUUCCUGGCCAGCACUCCGCGACUCCAAGCCAGCCCCACCAGCCACACCUCCCUGCGCCCGCCCAGCAGCCCGUCCAGCCGCAGCCUCUCCCGCCCCUGCUGCCCCAGCCGCCUCUGCCUCCGAUGUUCCCCAUGCUUCCUGACCUGCCUCUGGAGGCGUGGCCAGCAACAGACAAGACCAAGCGGGAGGAAGUGGAUUAAAAGAUCAGAAAAUGAGAAGAGAACUGAAGUAGGUACUCCAGUUGCUUUCAGAAUGACACAAGAACACAACG
Molecule: messenger RNA, 569 nt
Organism: Balaenoptera ricei (Rice's whale)
Lineage: Eukaryota; Metazoa; Chordata; Mammalia; Artiodactyla; Balaenopteridae
Gene: AMELX
Product: amelogenin X-linked
Exons: 5
Biological process (GO): multicellular organism development
Source: RefSeq, a predicted model, not a curated record